Monomorium pharaonis (pharaoh ant) is the source of this 1890-nucleotide messenger RNA. Its product is annotated as corepressor interacting with RBPJ 1. Bases 134 to 1141 code for a protein of 335 amino acids. Gene Ontology annotation, molecular function: transcription corepressor activity. Gene Ontology annotation, biological process: negative regulation of DNA-templated transcription. The transcript has 6 exons. NCBI's taxonomy places the organism in Eukaryota, Metazoa, Arthropoda, Insecta, Hymenoptera, Formicidae. The record is from RefSeq and is a predicted model, not a curated record. Gene Ontology annotation, cellular component: nucleus.
GCUAUGAAAAGCGAUUCCAGGCGUGUAAUAUUGAGCCAAGCCAUUAAACAGAAACUGCAAAUAAAACCGAGGGGGCCACCUGAAGAAUCUGUGCCGCAAGAGGAAGACAAAGCUCGCCUUUUGUUAGGUAUGGAUGGCGGAACAACAAGCGGAAGCGUAUAAGAAGAAGCAGGAGGAGCUUCGAGUACAAUAUGAGAAAGAACAAGAUCUUCAUAAUAAUAAAGCACUGCUUAGCAAAGAGAGUAAAGAUAAACUUAGUGUCAAUUUUAUGUACGAACCACCUCCUGGAGCAAAGAAAGAACGAGAGAAGGAAGAUAAUGAGCCUGAAUACAAGUUUGAAUGGCAGCGGAAGUACAAUGCUCCAAGAGAAAGCUACUGCAAAGGUGAUAGUGAAAUUCGAGAUCAACCCUUUGGUAUACAAGUGAGGAAUGUACGAUGUAUCAAAUGUCACAAGUGGGGACACAUAAAUACAGAUAAGGAGUGCCCCUUGUACAGUCAAGCAAUGAGUGUUGUAAUGGCAAAUAAUAAUUCGCAAACCCCAUCUGCUCCAGAUACUAUGACACUUGUGCAACAGAUGCGAGAGGAUGGUUUGGCUCUAAAAAAAUCUGCAUUGGAUGCGCAACAACAUUUACGAGUCCCAGAACAUGAACAUCUUAUGAUUUCUGAAGAUGAGGAACAAUCAGAAUUAUCAUUUUUAAAAUCUCUGUCAAAGAAGGAAAAGAAAAGAUUAUUAUUGAAAUUACAAUUACUAGAAAGAAAGAAUCGUAAAAAAGAAAAAAGGAAAUUGAAAAAGAAGAGCAGUAAUAAAAAGUGUAGCAGUAAUACUAGUAGCAGUAGUAGUAGUAGCACUACUAUUAAUAGUAGUGGUAGUAGUGAUGGUGACAGCAGUAUUGAUUCAAAAGAUUUGCAGUCUAAAAAGAAUAGAAAGAAGAGGAAAAAAGUCGAUUCUAAAGAGAAGCGUAUUUACAAAUAUAAAGGGAAACGGAGUUGUGACAAACAUAAGUAUACAUGUAAAGAGACGAAUGGCGAUGCUAAGCGUGGUAAAGAUAAAGAUCAUUAUAAUAGAAAAAGAAAAGUUAAAGCUCAAGAUAAGGAUGGAGAUCAUUUAAGACACUGUAAAAUGUAUAAAAAGCAUUAUUAAUGAUCACUUUAAUAAUAAAAUGUCAAUAUAUCGCUUAUGAAAACAAUAAAAAGAAUCGUUUAUUGCUUGAGAAUGCAUUUUGCAAUUUAAUUUUAUAUUGUAUCUUUUUAAAACUAUAGAAAUGUGAAGAGAGAUAUGUGUAGUGAUCAACAAUAUGUACAUGUUAAUAGAAUAACCUGAAUCAAUUACAGUAAUUUAUUGAAUGACAGUGAAACAUUUCUAAUAACAAUUUGUAAUACAAACAUUAAUUUGUCGUAUAUAAGUUUUAUUACAAUAGCAUGCACUUUAUUACAAAUUAAUGAAGCGCGCAAUAUAUUGAUAUUCAUAAUAGUCUCGUGUGUGUAUGUGUGUGUGUGUGGAGAGGGGGGGUAACAUAAUGUAUGUCUUUCGCAAAAAUAAUACAUGGGACCAUUGGCAAUAUACGUGCAUGUGCGUGCACGCAUACAUGUGUGUGUGUGUGUGUUGCAACAUUAGCCAAUUUUUUCUUACCUUUUUUGUAUGGUAUGCAUUAUUUAAAUAAGUCGUAAUAUAAGUUUUCUCACUCUAUCUCGUUUCUAACACGGCUAGUAACAAUUCGUUCUUGCAUAUACAUAUAAUGUACGAACGUAUAUAUUGCGUGUAUAUGUAAUAUUAGCCACGGUAGAUGGCUUUGAACACUUGGGCACUUUGAAAUCUGCGUUAUUUCUCUUGCAAAUGGAUUACUUUCAAUGUGACAAUGUCAUAACUUUAGGAAGUAAUCGGAUUGGCAG